Messenger RNA from Paramecium octaurelia, 1864 nucleotides. The record is from the annotation of a GenBank genome assembly. Lineage: Eukaryota; Ciliophora; Oligohymenophorea; Peniculida; Parameciidae.
AUGAAAAAGAGAGAACUCAAAUUAGUUUUAAUUGGAGACAGUAAGAAAUUGAUUAACCUUAGGUGGCGUUGGGAAAUCAUCAUUUGUUUCAGCAUUAAUAAAUUAAAUAUAAAACAAAGCAUCUGUUUUAGAUAAACAUCCACCAAUCAAUUUACCUCCUGAUAUGCUCAACCACCCUGAAUGUAUAACUACUCUACUCGAUACAAAAUGUGCUCCACAUUAAUUACCCGAGGAGAUUUAGAUAGCUGAUGUGAUUCUCCUAAUGUAUGCAAUUGAUGAUGACGGAUCGAGUGAAAGACUGAAAAGAUUUUGGCUAAAAGAAUUAAGAGACAACGAAUACAAAUAGCCUGUAAUAAUAGUAGGAAACAAACUUGAUUUAUUGGGGUUGGAGGAGGAUCGAGAUUAUCAUAGGAUCUUCAAGGUAAUCAAGCAAUUAGUGAAGGAUUUCAACGUAUUAAAUUGAAUUAAUAUAGACAGUCGAAAUGGGAAUCGAGUGUUCAUCCAUAAAACAAUAAGGCAUCUAUGAUGUGAUAAAUUGUGCUUAGAGGUCAUUUCUCUAUCCAUUAGCUCCGAUCUACAGCAUAGCAGAUAAGUCAUUGACAGAAGGAUUUAAGAAGGCAUUGACAAGAAUAUUUAGGAUCUGCGAUAGGGAUGGAGAUGGAGUAUGGAAUGAUACAGAAUUGGAAAAAUUCUAAAAGAAAGUGUUUAAGAGAUAACUCGAUUAUAGUGACAUUGCUGGAAUAAAAGACAUGAUAGAAGAGGAAUUGCAUGACAACUCAAACAAAAAAGUGAUUACUUUAGAAGGAUUUAUAGCAUUGCAAAAAAGAGGGAUAGAACUAAUGAAGAUUCAAAUCUGUUGGACUAUUCUACGCUUUUUCAGAUACAAAGAUGACUUGACUUUGGAUGAGAAUAUUUUCACAAAUGAGUAUGAAUUUAAAUGGACAUUAGAUUAAUAUUUGAUUAGGAUGCAGGUCAAACUGUUGAAUUGAGUGAGAUUGCCUUAUCUAAAUUGAAGUAGAUAUUUGAAAUCAGAUGCAAUUCCACAUCUUAAUAAGGAAAUACUCUAAACCAGAAACAAUUUGAUGAUAUAUUUUACCCAGUGAUGUGUAGAACUAAUUUUCCUCAUCUUAGUCAAUAUUAUCCUUAGGAAUAAAAUGGUGUCACUUUAACUCAAUGGUUGGCAAUGUGGAAGUAUUCAAAUCAUGAUAUCCAAGUGCCUUUUCCUUCUUUAAUUACAAAGAAGCCUACAAGUUGUUGUGUUAUAUUGGAAUUGAAAUGAAAUUAUCAGACACCUUUAAGGAAUAGAAUCGGAAGGAUUCUUGGUCUUCCGUAUAAAAGAAUAUUGAUAGAAAAGUGUUCCAUAUUGCCAUCGUCACCAGAAAGAAGGUUGUAAAAUCUACCUUAUCUCUUAGAGUUCACUCGAAAAAUAGUUUGGCAAUCAGUCCCCCAUUAUCACUUCUAUUCAAAGCAAAACAUACGCCAUUAGUGUGUAUGAUGAAUUGGAGGCCGAAUAAUAAAUUGAAAAAAGACAAUUGAGCAUCAUAGACUUUUUACUUAUAGAAUAAAAUUGUCACUUUUAGACUGCCCAACUUAUUCCUAACUUGGUCUAUGAUGACAACUAGAAGUUCUGGACCUAAAUUGGCAGGGUUACAGAGAUCUUACAUCAACAGUAUUCACUUUCACUAUUCUUAUAGUCCAUUUGGUUAUUCUGAAUCUCAAAUGUAAUAAUUGAAAAAACAAAAUAGCCUGCCUAUUGUUGAAUUAGCUAGCGUAAUAACCCUCCUGGCAUUUAUGUUGACAGGAGGAUACUUGUUAGGUAAAAAGGUAUUGUAAAAGAAUAAAUGAAAUUAAUAAAAUAAUUACG